Grammomys surdaster is the source of this 4819-nucleotide messenger RNA. RefSeq names its product ephrin B2 (gene Efnb2). Gene Ontology annotation, biological process: axon guidance; blood vessel morphogenesis; ephrin receptor signaling pathway. The coding region runs from base 639 to 1649 and encodes 336 amino acids. Gene Ontology annotation, molecular function: ephrin receptor binding. Lineage: Eukaryota; Metazoa; Chordata; Mammalia; Rodentia; Muridae. Gene Ontology annotation, cellular component: plasma membrane. The transcript has 5 exons. The record is from RefSeq and is a predicted model, not a curated record.
GCUGACUCUCCGCGGCGGGGACAGAGGCACCGGUCGGAUCGCGGAGCUGCGCGCAGAGCGGGUCCUGGCGCCCUCCCCGCACACAAAGGCCCGCGCGCGUCAGACGCCUGCGGGGGUCCCAGUGCUCUCCUGACUGCUUAGCGGCCGCGAGUUGUGAGGAUUCAGGAGGCGCCCUUUCUCUCUGCGCUCCAGGACAUGGAACCGCGCCGACACGGCGCUCGCUUGCCCGGGCCGCUGCCCGCUGUCCUGGAUCUAUAGUCAGGCGGCCCCUCUCGGGGAGCAGCACCCGCCACCUCACACCGACUCGUCUCUCCGUUGCGGGCCUUUGUCCCGGCCCAGUGCCCUCGCCGCGCCCGCCCUCCGCGGCUGGCCCGGCACCCUGGAGCCGCACGGGAGCCGGCUGUCCCAGCUGCGUCCGGCGCGGCGCCCCGGAGCCCCGAGUCCGCCGAGCCGCCGCGCCCCGCGCGUUCGACCCCACCCCGCGCGCUGAGGGCCCCGCAGGGUGAGCGCACCUGGCCUCGGCGACCGCGGGAGCGGCGCGGCGCGGCGCGGCGCGUCUGCCCCGGAGGAUUGGGGGUCGCGGCCCGCGGCCGGUCCCAUCGCGUCCCGGAGUGCGCAGAACUGGGAGCGGCUUGGCCAUGGCCAUGGCCCGGUCCAGGAGGGACUCCGUGUGGAAGUACUGUUGGGGACUUUUGAUGGUUUUGUGCAGAACUGCGAUCUCCAGAUCGAUAGUUUUAGAGCCUAUCUACUGGAAUUCCUCGAACUCCAAAUUUCUACCCGGACAAGGCCUGGUACUAUACCCACAGAUAGGAGACAAAUUGGAUAUUAUUUGCCCCAAAGUGGACUCUAAAACUGUUGGCCAGUAUGAAUAUUAUAAAGUUUAUAUGGUUGAUAAAGACCAAGCAGACAGAUGCACUAUUAAGAAGGAAAAUACCCCACUGCUCAACUGUGCCAGACCAGACCAAGAUGUGAAAUUCACCAUCAAGUUUCAAGAAUUCAGCCCUAACCUCUGGGGUCUAGAAUUUCAGAAGAACAAAGAUUACUACAUUAUAUCUACAUCAAAUGGGUCUUUGGAGGGCCUGGAUAACCAGGAGGGAGGGGUGUGCCUGACAAGAACCAUGAAGAUCCUCAUGAAAGUUGGACAAGAUGCAAGUUCUGCUGGAUCAACCAGGAAUCAUGAUCCAACAAGACGUCCAGAGCUAGAAGCUGGUACAAAUGGGAGAAGUUCAACAACAAGUCCCUUUGUGAAGCCAAAUCCAGGUUCUAGCACCGAUGGCAACAGCGCGGGGCAUUCCGGGAACAAUCUCCUGGGUUCUGAAGUGGCCUUAUUCGCAGGGAUUGCAUCAGGAUGUAUCAUCUUCAUCGUCAUCAUCAUCACUUUGGUGGUGCUGCUGCUCAAGUACCGCAGGAGACACCGUAAACACUCUCCACAGCACACAACCACGCUGUCUCUCAGCACACUGGCCACGCCCAAGCGGGGUGGCAACAACAAUGGCUCUGAGCCCAGUGACGUUAUCAUACCUUUAAGGACUGCAGACAGCGUCUUCUGCCCGCACUAUGAGAAGGUCAGCGGGGACUAUGGGCACCCGGUGUAUAUCGUGCAGGAGAUGCCCCCACAGAGUCCCGCCAACAUUUACUACAAGGUCUGAGGCCUGAGGCCUGUGCCUCCCAAGGGAACUCACGCCUUGUUGUUGGGCACGCAGGGACUGCCUGAGCCUGGCUGUGGGGGCAGGAUGCCUCCUGGAAGAGCCUGGAUCUGGACAGUUUUGUAGUCUGUAGCUUUUCGACCCUGGGGACCACAGACCCUCCCCGGAAGCUGGAAGACUGCUAGGAGAUCCCCACUUGGACUGCUGCGUUCCCACGCGGACCUCCAAGCCAUUCACCCAGCCACUCAGGCCAUUGCAGAGCCCGGGGAGGACACGGUAGGCUCUGGAUGGUGCAGCAGAAUCUUAGGAGAAGGUUGCUCACCAGGCCGGGCUCUGCCUCCACGUUUUCCUGCCGUGCACACUGGACUUAUCGGACCUCGGGUUCAGUAAGGUUUUCAAAGAUCUCUAGUGUUUAGUCCUCACUCACUCACUUCUUCUCUUGCUAGGGCUCUGCAGCACCUCCCCAGACUCCUCACUCCAUGUCCUGAAUCAUUACAGGAUGUUCACCACAGAGUCCCAGCUUCACCCUUUACACCAAGAUCAAAUUAGAUGGGUAUUAGGUACAGAACCCUGCUUAUCUGGAGGCUGAGUCAGCUGGGAAGCAUGGAGGCGUGGAGGAGUGAGAAAGUGCUGGCUGCCACCACAGGUCAAAACUGCUGCCCCUGGAGCAUAGUAGGGACACAAGAAGAAAACAAUAGAUAGUGCUUUGGUUUUUCUGAGAGGACAGAGACAGGUGGGAGAUGACUGUGGUGAGUGGUGGGGAGCUGCUCAAUACCACACAGCUAUGCAGCAGGGAAUCAAAGUCCCUCUCCUGCAGGGGAACAAAGGGGCCAUUGUUGUGAAAGGACCAGCUAGAGCACAGAGGGAGAGGGCAGGCCUCCAGUGAAGUGCUGGAGCAGGACUGUUGAGGUACUGGCAAUAAAAAGCGCAGCCGUGGAGCUGUGGGAGAGUCCGUCUGCUUUGGGAGAUGUUUUAAGCAGACUCAGCUGCUAUAUUACCACAUUUUAUUAAACACAGGGAAAGCAUUUAGGAGAAGAGCAGAGAGCCAAAUCUGACCUAGAAGUUGAAAAGCCAAAGGUCAAACAGGCUGUAAGUCCAUCACCACUAAGGUUAUUGGAGAAUUCUCAUUAGGAAAGGUAGGUCAGAUCCCCAGUCCCCAUAAGUGCCCCUUCCCCCUCCCUGAUUGAGCCUUACACUUUGGUUUUUGGUUUAUGGCCGUGCUGUCCGGGCUCCAAGGCUGUACCCGGGCUCCAUGUCAAAGCAAAGCACACAUGGCCCACCUCUUAGAAUCCUUAAGAUGGAAGUAAGUUAUGACGCGGAAGGGAAGGAGGAAGAUAGGAAGUAUUUAUAUUAGGUGUAUAGAACACAAGGGAUAUAAAAUGAAAGAUUUUUACUAAUAUAUAUUUUAAGAUUACACACAAUACACACCAGAAGAUGUGGAGUUCAUUGGAGGUGGUGAUUAAAGUGAUUUCCGUGCUUAGUGCUUCAAAAAGUGGAAGAUUGGAUAGCUACUCCCCAAAAGUACCAAUAACAAGAAAAGUAUCAAUAAUGAGAGCGAACAGCAAAAGUAACAAGGUCCUGCGGAAAUCUUGCAGAACCGUAGACCAGGAAUGCCAGCCAGCUCCCAAACACCAGGAAAUCUAUGUGACCACCCUGGGUUAGACAAUGACAAGAUGUGCUAGCCUUUAUUUUCCAUGUUGGGUUUUCCCUUGCCUUAUGGGCUGAAGUGUUCUCUAGAAUUUAGCAGGUCACACUGAGGGGGUUACAGUUGAAAGUUUAGCUGUGGGUCCCUCCUCCUCUCCUGCCUCUAUCCCUGCCCUUUCAGAAAAGAAUAAACAGGAAGCAGGAAGCCUUCCUUUUUUUUUUUUAAGUGCUAUGCAAAAUAGACAUCUUUAACAGAGUCCUGUUACUAUGGUAACAAUUUGCUUUCUGAAUUGGGAGGAAAAAAAAUAUUGUAACGACAGCAUUUGAAGGUUCUCAGACCUCCAGUGAGUACCUGCAAAAAUGAGUUGUCACAGAAAUUAUUCCCUACUUCCCAAACCUGAAAAUGAUGUUGGUUCGAUGUGUGUGUGUGUGUGUGAGUGGGUGUGUGUAUGAGUGGGUGUGUGGUACAUGUGUGUACAUAUAUGUAUAAUAUAUAUCUCCAAUAUAUAUUAUAUAUAUCUAUAUCAUAUUUCUGUGGAGAGUUGCCAUGGCAACCAACCACAGUACAUAUGUACUUCUUUCCAUCACCCCAACCUCUCCUGUGUAUUCAUACAAGAUUUUCUUGUAAGCCAUCAAAAGUUACUUCUAGGAAGGGGGAGAGGGACGAGGAGGGGAGACAUGGGAAACCGUCUGAUUUUAAUGAAAUCAAGUGUCUGUGUCAUCGGUUGGCUACAUUUUGGUUCUAUGCUAAACUGUGAAGGAUCAGAUGAAUUGAUGAAGAGUUGAGUUACCUGCAACCCAUUGAGAAGUGUCCUGUGCGUCUGUUUUGUGUCUGGUGCAGAAAAUGACAAUCUACCAACUGUCCCCUUACUUGGAGUUGGUUCAGCUUUGGAAAGUUACUGUAAAUGCCUUGCUUGUAUUAUCAUCCCUAGUCGCCUGACUUCGGAGCUUGCACCAUCAUGUUUUAAGUGAAGACGCUGUAAAUAGGUUCAGAUCUUACCGUCUAUGGAUUCGGGUGUUACAGUAGCCUUAUUCACCUUUUUAAUAAAAAUACACAUGAAAACAAGACAGUAAUGGCUUUUCUUACCCAGAUUGUGUACAUAGAGCAAUGUUGGUUUUUUAUAAAGUCUAAGCAAGAUGUUUUGUAUAAAAUCUGAAUUUUGCAAUGUAUUUAGCUACAGCUUGUUUAACGGCAGUGUCAUCCCCUUUGCACUGUAAUGAGGAAAAAAAAAAAGGUAUAAAAGGUUGCCAAAUUGCUGCAUAUUUGUGCCGUAAUUAUGUACCAUGAAUAUUUAUUUAAUUUCGUUGUCCAAUUUGUAAGUAACGCAGUAUUAUGCUUGAGUUAUAAAUAUUUUUUUCUUUGUUUUAUUUUAAUAGCCUGUCAUAGGUUUUUUUAAUCUGCUUUAGUUCCACAUGACAGUUAAGCCCCAGAAAUGAGAUCCGAGCAGUCACAUUCCACGUCUGUUUCAAAAUGAAUUUGUUCUUAAAAAAAUAAAAUAUUUUUUUCCUAUGGAAAAAGCGCCUUCAAA